GUAUAGUGAUAACAGGAAUGUUUCCUUAUAGUUACAAAUGUUCAGUUACAUAAAUUGUCAUGCAGAUCGAGUCAUUAACUGCUAUGGUUUAUGAGUUUAGCGUAAAUCGCCCACACUAAUCACAGGUACGCUUGGGUCAGCACGCCCAUUAAACGCAACCGUUCGUGUACAAUAAAGUCCAAAGAUCGUCAAGCAGGUAACAAAAGCGGCGAACCCGAGGGCUUCACUGUCUAGUUUGUCCAGAUCUGCACUGCGCACCGGCCCGUCUUCCAAAAGCAGAUAUUUUAUACCACUAGUUAAGGUGACAGAAUUUGAAAUGAAGGGCAUUCUGAAGGACAAAACUCACAAGACUCACAGGGUGAGGAUGGAGGGCACGACACAGAGCCACUCCAUCAGCGCCGUGCGCUGGUCCGUUCCCCAGGAGAAACUCCAGGCUCACAGUUCUGCCCCUAUCAGCCUGGUCAAGAGUUCCACCUGCAUGCAGCAUAAUUCCAGGCACCAGGGCCUGAGGAAUCUACGCAGCCUGCAGGAGUGCGUCAAGUUCAUCAACGAGUGGAAGGAGAGGGUGGUGCAAAUCUGCAAGGAGCCUGAUGGAGAGGAGGCGUCGUGCAGCAAGUGGCAGCAGCGCAGCCUGGAGGAGCGCAGCCUGGAGGAGCGCAGCCUGGAGGAGAGCCGCAAGCUCAUUCUGCAGUGGGCGGAGGAGCUGAAGAGCGUGGAUACGCUGUUUGAACAGGCCCAGACUCAGGGAAAUGACAGUGUGGAAAGCACAGAAGACGACAAGAACACCGAUGACCAGGAUCUUGUGGAGCAGAGGAUCAUGGAAUGGGCCAGAGAACUGCAAACUGUGUCAGAGAACUGCGGGGUCCCGGGUGACGAGCUGCCACAGACGCUUCGCCACAUGGGACUGAGGAAGAAGAGGCUUAUGCACCUCCUCCCCCUGCUGGAGUUCAUCACCUGGUCUUUGCUUAAGGAGGACAGCAAGGGCCUCGUCCCCCAGCUGUGGCUGUCGGCCAAGCAGCACACCUGGAAAGCGGGGACUCCGAGAUACAUCCCAAAUUCAGUUUGGGACUGGAUCUGCAGCGCUGAAGAUGACGUGACGCUGGAUCCCAUGAGCAGCCACCCCUGGCUGCUGCUGUCGGACGACCGCAAGCGCGUGCAGGAGGCGCUGUCGGAAGCCAUGCUGCCCCCCAGCAGGCAGCGUUUCGACGGCUGGCCCUGCGUCCUCGGCUGGGAGGGCUUCUCCUCCGGCCGCCACUACUGGGAGGUGGACCUGGCCAACGACGGCUACUGGCGCCUGGGCCUGACCACCGCCUCAGCCCGCAGACAGGGCCGCUUCCCCAUGACCCCGGCCGCCGGCUACUGGGCCCUGUGGCGCAGCACCCACCACUUCUACGCCUGCACCAAGCCAGAGACGCCGCUGCCCAUGGAGCUGGUCCCCCGCAGGGUGGGCGUCUACCUGGACUACGAGGACGGCCAGAUCUCUUUCUUCGAUGCCAAGAACAAGUCACACAUCUACACCUUCACCGGCACCUUCCGCGAGAAGCUCUACCCGCUGUUUGCGCCCCUCGACGGCAGGACGCUGAUCACCAUCUCCUCGCCGAAAUCUGCCGCCGUCCCCUAAGUGCUCAACUGGGAGCAUCCCAGUAAAUCAAGUACAGUAAGCCUCUCUGGCAUCUACACUCAUUGGCCACUUUAUUCAGGGAACCCUACACCUUGUGCUGUGUAGGACUUGCGUCUUCCUUGCGAUGCUUUUCAGCUGAGUGUUCAGCGAAGCCUUUCUGCACACCACUGUUGUACUGAGCUAUUAUUUUUGCUUCUGGGAGUUAUACUUACACAAUAAUGUUCUGAGGGCAGAAUGAAAAAUGAUUGGUUCAGAGCUGAGAGAUAACUAAUCAGAUCCUCCAGUUGCUCCUCUAGUUACCUUCCCUACAAUCUGAUUAGUUAUCUCUCGGCUCUGAACCAAUCAUUUCUCGUUCUGCCCUCAGAACAUUUUUGUGUAAGUAAAACUCCCACAAGCGUUAUUUUUGCACUUAGAUUACAUUAGAUAAACUUCAUCGAACCUAGCGGGAAUUUUUCUUAUGGUCUUCCUGUUACCUUUAACGAGUCUGGCUAUUCUCCUCUGACCUCUCUUAUCAACAAGAUGUUUUCAGCCACAAAACUCUGAAUGACACAAAACUCUGGCCACUGUAGUGUCUAGGGAGACCGGUGGCUGGUUCUGAGAGGCUGAGACCACCAUGUAUGGUAAUUAACAAUCACUCCAUGUUUAAAAGUCCUCAGAUCAUGUCUUAGCUGUUCUGAUUGGCUGCACAGCCACUAAACCUCUUGAAUCAGUCUGUGUGCUAUAUGUAUUCAUUUGUAGCCAUGUGAUUAGCUGUUCAGAGGAAUCUGGAUGUUUGUGUUAACGAGCAGGCGUACGGAAUAAAAUGGCCACUGAAUGUAAGUUCCAUGUCGUCAAAUAAAGUACCGAAGAGAUAAAUAAUAUCAAGCAUAAAAAUUUGCAAUUGAGAAAAAUAUGGAUAAAAGCACAGUUUUGAUACAGCCUUGCACAAAUAUCCCGAAUGUUUAAACCAUAACUUGAGCUUAAUAUAUAUUCCACGUGGUGACGAAAAUUGUCACUCUUUCUGGGUCAAACAUGUAUAGUGUAAAUAACAUGUACAAAAAAAAUCAACUGUUACUUCCUCUUUAGUUGUCUCAGUGCUCUGCAUCAUUCUAUAUGUUAUAUGUUCCUUAUCUUUGUAGUAUGCUAACCCCUAAAUGUUGACAAUCCCGUCUCUGGUGGGAGUAUAAGGACACUGACGAUUGACUGCUACUCAUGACUUCCUCCCAUGGGUCAGCUGGUGAUCACAUUUACCAUGUACUCAGAAUGAAAAUGUUCUGUAUGUUAAUAAAAAGCACUAAUAAAAGUACAUCUGGAACACAGA
This is a messenger RNA of Paramormyrops kingsleyae, 2921 nucleotides long. RefSeq lists its product as uncharacterized. NCBI's taxonomy places the organism in Eukaryota, Metazoa, Chordata, Actinopteri, Osteoglossiformes, Mormyridae. The record is from RefSeq and is a predicted model, not a curated record. Gene Ontology annotation, molecular function: protein binding.